AACACUAAUUUUAAAAAAAAAUGCCCUCAUCCUUCCAAAUUACCUUAAUAUGCACAAAAAACUACAUCUGAUUUCAUAUUUUACAUUGAAAAUUAAAGAUGCAAAAAGAGAAAUUUAAUUGUCGAUUAGCUGUUCUUACCUUGACAUAUCACUCUACAUCCAGCUCGGAUUUCUAUAAAAUCUUGCGAUUUUCCCUUCUCGAAUUGAUCUGGCCUUAAAUUUUCCGAAAACGCUGCACGUGUACUGUCACUCGCCGGAAAAAUUCGUCGUAAAAUUCUUCAUCUUUACAUUUCUUUCUACUGGUCUUUUUUCUCUAUCUGGUCCGAAAAUGAAAUGGGAUGAGUUCGCAACUGAAGGAGAAAUAAUUUGGGUAAAUUAACACAAAUUAAAACAGAAGCCUUUCAUCAACAUAAAACACAACACAGCAGACAAGAAUAUGGAUAAAAAGGAGAAGGCAAAAGAAAAAAGAGAGAAGAGACGCCAAGAGAUUUCUCUUCUCCGCACCAUUCCUUAUUCAGAUCACCAGAGAUGGUGGACAUCAGAAACAAUUGCUGUGGUGACGGGUGGGAACAGAGGAAUUGGAUUUGAGAUCGCCCACCAACUUGCAAUGCAUGGUUUGACCGUGGUGCUCACUUCACGAGAGACGGCCGUUGGUGAAGAAGCAGUGAAGGUUCUAAAAGAAGGAGGAUUGAAUGUUGUAUUUCAUCAACUCGAUAUUAUAGACCACACGUCUAUCCAGUCAUUUGCUAAUUGGUUAAAGGAAGAAUAUGGUGGUUUAGACAUAUUGAUAAACAACGCAGGAGUAAACUUUAACUUUGGUAAAGAGAAUUCUGUGGAAAAUGCAGAAAUAGUGAUCAAGACAAAUUAUUAUGGAACCAAGAAUAUGAUAAAAACAAUGAUUCCAUUGAUGAGGCCAUCAAGUGCCGGCGGACGUAUUGUUAGUGUGACCUCACGAUUAGGAAGGCUUCAUGGAAAACAAAAUAGGAUUGAAAAUGUUGAAUUGAGAGAAAAGCUGGAGGAUGUGGAGUCACUAACAGAGGAGUUCAUCGAUGAGAUGGUGGAAAAAUUCCUAGAGCAAACAAAGGACGGGAGUUGGGUUUCUGGGGGGUGGCCACAAACCUUUACAGACUACUCCCUAUCGAAGCUUGCUGUUAACGCAUUCACGAGGCUGAUGGGGCGCAACCUUUCAGAACGGGAAGAGGGUCACAAGAUAUACAUUAAUUGUUAUUGUCCCGGUUGGGUGAAGACCGCUAUGACUGGUUGGGCAGGGAGUAUCUCCCCUGAAGAUGCAGCUGAUACGGCUGUCUGGCUUGCACUCCUCCCCGACCUCAGUGUUACGGGCAAGUUCUUCGCUGAGAGGCGAGAGAGAAAUUUUUAAUACCCAAAACUUAUUUAAUUCGAUCAGUUAUUACUCUAUGUUAUUAUUGUCUCUUAGCUCCAAUUUUAAACAACUAACCAAUUCCCUAAGCUUUCCCUGGGUUGGAGUGAAAAUUGUACGUGAUCAUCUUUCUCUCACGAAUCCAACACUCAAUCAUAUAUGCAUGAAGGAAGACCAAUGUAGUUGACCAUAAUAUAAAAGCUCGCUCGGUCGUUAUUACCUUUUGUGAAAUUUGCACUAAAUAAGAGCAAAACAUAAGUCAUUUCUCAAAGUAGGACUUAAACUUUUUUAUUCCCUAAAUAGGACUUAAUAAUGUCUAGUGAGAAGAAUAAUGCUCAAGUGAUGCU
This is a messenger RNA of Cuscuta campestris, 1725 nucleotides long. Lineage: Eukaryota; Viridiplantae; Streptophyta; Magnoliopsida; Solanales; Convolvulaceae. The record is from the annotation of a GenBank genome assembly.